UUAACUAACAAUAACAUACUAAGUUAUGAUAAAAUGCUAUUUUUCAGCAGAAUAUGUUUCAUAGUUUUCUAAACACACUUUGAUAAGUCAAUUGAAUAUGCAGACGGUUGUGUUGGGUGUUUAAAGGGAGCUGAGGAAAAAUAAUUGCUUCACGGCUUUUAUUUAAUUGUUUUGCAUCAAUGUUUUCUCAGAGUAAUAUAGACACAUCUUGGUUAUAUUAACGCCACAUGGAACAUGGUAUGAUUUGGAGUUACGGCAACGACGACGUAUCUAUUAUGUGGUAAAUCCAAUAAGAUGUUUAACGUUGUUAAAUGACUGGAUGUUUGUGAUAGACGUCAUGCAUCAGGAACGUCACAUCCGGUUUGCUGAAGGCGCGCGUGGCUUUUGUUCCCUCCAGGCUUGCCGUACUCGACGUACGGAGUGGGCGGAGUCUGUAUUUGCUUACCUACUGCUGGAAGUUUGCGGAAGUUUGUUAUUUUGGACAAGUAAAGUUGAAGUCAUACGUCACCAGGAGCAUCAGAAAGAGUCUUAGCUGUGUUGUUGUUGUACUUCAAUAGAUGGACCUCCGUUCAGAGAAAAUACAGCGGAUCCUCUCCAAGUACAAAUUCCAUGAUGUUGCGGUUGAGGAGCUGCAGAAGAUCCAUCGAAUCUACCCCGGGAUGGCACCGUCCACAGGCACAUACACAUUUAGUGACGGCAGCCAAAAAGAUCUUGUGAGAUUAGUCGGUAACGCCCCAGCCCAGUAUGCAGGUCGCUCCUACAACUUCCCCAUCGAGCUGUGGUUGAUGGACUCAUUCCCCUUCACGCCUCCCAUAUGCCUCCUGAGACCGACCCCCACCAUGGUCAUCAGAGAGGGCAAACACGUUGACGGGGUCGGACGGAUUCAUCUGCCGGGGCUGCACAGCUGGGAUUAUCCCAAGUCGUCCGUGGUGGGUCUUUUGAAUGAGAUGAUUGCCAAGUUUGAAGAGGAUCCUCCGCUGUCCUCAAAGACCACCGUGGACAGCAAAGACCCCCACGAGCUCCUGUCUUUUGUUUCUAAUCUACGGAUCAAUGACGGUGAAAGCAAACGUCUCGAUAAACCGAAUAACAAAGUCUCAGUCAUCGGGGGAGGAGACCUGGGCAUGGCAACGGUGAUGAGCAUCUUGUCAAAGUGUAAAGUGGACAAACUUGUGUUCAUUGACGUCACCGAAAGUUCAACGAAGGGCGGCAGCACCGAUCUCGAGAUUUUCCGCCUGCCUCAGGUUGAGGUGUCCAGAGAUCUGUCAGCCUCCGCGGGCUCCAGGGUUGUCGUGGUGACCGCAAAUGCGUGGAGCAGCGAGCAGUCGUACGCCAGCGUGGUUCAGACUAAUGUGGACAUGUACAGAGGAAUCAUCCCCAGCCUUUCACGUUUCAGCCCCGACGGCGUGAUGCUCAUCGCGUCACAACCAGUGGACGUGAUGGCCCAUGUUGCCUGGAGGCAGAGUUGCCUGCCUCCGACGCGGGUGAUCGGAGCAGGCUGCAACCUGGACUCUGAGCGACUCAGUCACAUCCUGGACGUGAACCUGAACGCUCACAAACCCGCCUGGGUCAUCGGAGAACUGUCGGACAACAAAGUCGCUGUGAUGAGCAGCACUGGGCUGAGCUCCAGUGGGCAGCCGGAGAUCGCAGCAGAAUCCAACUCGACCAAACCGCUGUUGGACAGGGCGUUUGAGAUGAUGAAGAAUCGGGGCCAGCGGUCGUGGUCUGUGGGUCUGUCCAUCGCCGACAUCACAAACAGUGUGCUGACCGACAAGAUGAAGACCCACUCCGUCUCCACCCUGGCGCAGGGCUGGGGGGGCAUCGGUGCAGAGGUGUUCCUCAGCUUGCCGUGCAUCAUGGGAGCCAACGGGUCCACGCGCUUGGCCGGAGUGUCACUGGGGCCGGAAGAAGACUCCAAGCUGAGAGAGAGCGUCACCGGCCUAUCUAACCUCAUAAGUCAGCUCCAGAUAUGAACACACACGGCUGGAUUUGCACUAUAAUUAUUUUUGAAGUUAUGGCUGACAUUACUGUCUUAAAUACAAUUGAAUCACAAGAUGUUUUUGUAUAUAUUCCCGUUGUGUAUAAAAUAUGGGUACAUUAAACAAAUGUGAUAAAUGCAAUUCUAUGCAGGAGCAUCUAAAGAAUAUUGAUGUUUGUAGUUAAUAUAUUUGUGUCAACAAGUUGAAUUCUCCUGAACUACAUUUACCAAAGAUGAUGUAUGAUGCGUUCCUUACAUCAUUUAAGUUAAAAAUUGUGGUGUUGGCAUGAAUAUAUCCAGGUGCUGGUCUCGUCUUGAGCUCAUAUUUUAAUGGCCUUAUUUUCUGUCUUAGUGCUAUUUUCAUAUUUGAAGCAAUUCCUGUUGCAUUCAUAUUUAAAUUGCCUUUGUUUAAAAUACUUAUAUGUAGUGAGACUCCAAGAUUGAGUGGGUGUGCAAUAAAUACCUGGAACCAGA
This is a messenger RNA of Pseudoliparis swirei, 2449 nucleotides long. RefSeq names its product UEV and lactate/malate dehyrogenase domains (gene uevld). The transcript is spliced from 12 exons. The record is from RefSeq and is a predicted model, not a curated record. The coding region runs from base 558 to 1970 and encodes 470 amino acids. Gene Ontology annotation, biological process: carboxylic acid metabolic process; protein modification process; protein transport. Gene Ontology annotation, molecular function: oxidoreductase activity, acting on the CH-OH group of donors, NAD or NADP as acceptor. NCBI's taxonomy places the organism in Eukaryota, Metazoa, Chordata, Actinopteri, Perciformes, Liparidae.